This is a messenger RNA of Ilex paraguariensis (yerba mate), 1629 nucleotides long. Lineage: Eukaryota; Viridiplantae; Streptophyta; Magnoliopsida; Aquifoliales; Aquifoliaceae. The record is from the annotation of a GenBank genome assembly.
AUGAUCAAACGAGGGAUCAUUGGUGGAGAAUUAAGUGUUGACUCAUACGUCAAAAAAGAAAAUGGCUCAUGCCCGCUCAUGCCCGAAGAGGUAGGACUUCUCCUUCGAGCCAUGGGCUAUCCUCCUAAAACGAGAAUAUACUUGGCAGGUUCUGAAACCUUUGGUGGUCAACGGGUUCUGAUCCCGUUACGUGCCAUGUACACCAACUUGGUCGAUAGAACUUCUUUGUGCAGCAAGCAAGAGCUGACCAAUUUAAUGGGCCCCGAAACACCACUUCCUAUGGAUCUUUUCCAGCCUCCACCUGCCAAAAGUGUGGAUCAACUCAAAGAAGAAUGGGACAAGGCUGGUCCUCGUCCCCGGCCUCUCCCUCCACCUCCUGAUCGACCUAUUUAUAGGCAUGAAAAGGAAGGAUGGUAUGGCUGGGUUGCUGAAAAAGAUUUGGAACCAGACCCUUCACCUAUUGAUAUUAGAGAGGAAGCACAUCGGUUGCUGUGGGCUGCUCUUGAUUAUAUUGUUUCGGUUGAAGCAGAUGCAUUCUUUCCUGGUUUUGACAAUGAUGGUAGUGGAUGGCCAGAUUUUUCGAGCAUGGUCAUGGGACACAGGCUUUACGAUAUGGCGUCUGCCAGAACGUACCGACCAGACAGGAAAUAUCUUGCUGAGCUUUUCAAUAGUACCAGUAAUCAUCUUUAUUUCCCACCUCGCAAUUGGACUAUCUCAGUGCGAGAGCAUCUUAACAAAAGCCUGGCAGAGGAGGGCCUUGCACGACAAUUUCAUGUAUCAAAACCAUGGUCAUUUCUGUCUCACCCAAUUCCAGAAUGCUCAUGUAUAACUGGCAAGGCCACUGCAAUCCUGGAUUCUGAAAAGGGUGGCAAUCACCGAGUACAUGAAGGGGAUGAUGAGUGCCCCAAGUGGAUGGAGCAAAGUCUCAAGAGAGUUACAAUUCAAGAUAGCAGUGCUAAUGAGAUUGAAUCACAAGAAGAUGAGACAGAUUUAGACGGGCAGAAGGAAUCAAAUGAAGGUAGUAAAACUGUUGCAAUUCCAUCCUUGGAAGAGGAUGAGGAAAUGGAUCCCGACGAUUAAAGAUAGUUGACAGAUACCACCCGAUUGUUUCUUGUUCAGUUACUUGAGUUCAUACACCAGAAGAUUUCCAUUCUUUUCCGGCAUGCUCUUCACAGCUUGAUUUGUUGAGGCAGCGACGAAGAAGUAGAAGACAAAUUCUUUUUUUGUUUUCCCGGGUACAUUCAAAUUAUUUAGGUUCAGUUUAGGGGGGAAAUUCAUCAAUCUCUUGCUGACAUUGCGACCUGCCUCUUGCCGUCAUUGCUCAGCAUUUGGAUUGAGUGGCUGCUCCUAUUGGAGAAAUGCAUCUCCUUCACUCUCCUCCUUUAGUUCCCCAAAAGUUCCCCUUUUCUUUUUCUUUCUUACACACGACACGAGGGAUACAUAAACUGUAUCAGUUUCGGGGUUUUUUGAACUGGCAAAAGUAGUACUUUUUUAUGUUUUGAUACACCUUGAUUGCAGUGCUUACCAUAAUAUGAUACUUGAAUUUUAUUCAAGUUGUAUAGUACGUUUUCGCAAAAGUCCAUUGUAGAUAAGUCCAUUUCAGAAGCUUGGAUAAAAAGUAUUCUUCUA